Messenger RNA from Penicillium cataractarum, 1215 nucleotides. Its product is annotated as putative pantetheine-phosphate adenylyltransferase. The record is from RefSeq and is a predicted model, not a curated record. Gene Ontology annotation, molecular function: dephospho-CoA kinase activity. Bases 1 to 1215 code for a protein of 404 amino acids. The transcript has a single exon. Gene Ontology annotation, biological process: coenzyme A biosynthetic process. NCBI's taxonomy places the organism in Eukaryota, Fungi, Ascomycota, Eurotiomycetes, Eurotiales, Aspergillaceae.
AUGGCAUCCGGUCCCCCCACAUCGGCCGCGGCUCUUUUGCUGCUUCCCCCGCCGCCAUCCUUCGCGUUCAAACCAGUCAAGGAUGUAUUCGAAAGACCCCUUGCCGAUAUUCUGGUCAAGCUUGUUAAAUCUCUCAAUGGGUCCAGUUCCAUUGCUACUCUCGAUAUAGUCUUGCAAGUUCCGGAUUUGCUCUCGCCAUCCACGAGGCCACAAGCCAAGAUCUUUGCUCCGCUGCAGCACUAUCUCACCAGCAUUUAUACUCUCGUCGGAGCUGUCGCUGCCGCACACAAUAUCGAAUUGGACUCCCCCGGUGGCAUUGAUGCCCGAGCAUUAUUUACUGGGGACUCUUCUUCCAGCCCGUCUGUUUCUUCCGGCUUGAGCUUCGGGCCUAUUGUCGACUUGCAAUCUCUCGUGACCUCGGGCCGACGGUGGAACCAUGUGUUCUACCUUGACAACGAGGCCGGCAGCAAGCUAUUCCAGGAUUUCACUCGCACAAGCGAGGCCCAUAACGUCCAUACCGUGAUCAAUGGACAAGUCAUCUCUAAUAUCUCCGAUUGGAGCAUUCCGGCGUCUCUUUUACUUUCAGAGGGCCAUGAAGGCGCCUCAUUGCAGCCCCACUACUCCGUGAUUGUCGGUGGUACCUUCGACCAUCUUCACUUGGGCCACAAGCUUCUCCUCACGGCGCUGGCACUCACGCUAGAGCUACCCAGUGAAGCUGACCAGGGCCAGGAAAGGUUGCUGACCGUCGGAGUCACGGGCGAUGCGCUUUUGAAGAACAAAAAGUAUGCAGAGUUCCUCGAAAGCUGGGAUGCCCGUUUCCAGAGCACUGCUGCCUUCCUCCGUGCGGUAAUGGACUUUUCCCCCAAUAAUGCUCCCCGCACCGAGCGCACUACUGCACCCGGCCCCAAUGGCAACUUUGUGGUGAUGAGGAUUCAGCCCAAUCUGACGUUCAAGUUUGUGGAGAUCUGGGAUCCCUAUGGGCCAACCAUCACCGAGGAGAGUCUCACUGCGCUGGUUGUAUCGAAGGAAACUGCCUCUGGAGGAGCCGCGGUCAAUGACGAGCGGGCGAAGAAAGGAUGGAAGAGCUUGGCUAUCUUCGAAGUGGACGUGCUGCAGACUGGGGAGGCCACGGACGUUGCGGAUGCCAAUAACUUCGAGUCGAAGAUCAGCAGCACGGACAUUCGGCGACGUCGGAUGAACUUGGCCAAGGUGUGA